This is a messenger RNA of Oryzias melastigma (Indian medaka), 2395 nucleotides long. It is a transcript of the gene mto1, whose product is annotated as mitochondrial tRNA translation optimization 1. Gene Ontology annotation, molecular function: flavin adenine dinucleotide binding. Gene Ontology annotation, cellular component: cytosol. The transcript is spliced from 13 exons. The record is from RefSeq and is a predicted model, not a curated record. Gene Ontology annotation, biological process: tRNA methylation; tRNA wobble uridine modification. The coding region runs from base 152 to 2140 and encodes 662 amino acids. Lineage: Eukaryota; Metazoa; Chordata; Actinopteri; Beloniformes; Adrianichthyidae.
AAAACCUGCUGCGGUCGGUCAACACCACCUUUCGGUAGGCUCACUUGACUCAAUCCGCGCUCGGCUGACUGGAAACCGGCUGAAAGGGGGAGGGGGCAGAGACGUGCUUGAGCACUUUUGACCUACUACUGCGAGCGGGUGUGGAUCGCACAUGAAGCUCCAUCCUGUGCAGACACUGGUUUCCAGGUGCAUCGGUCACCUCUCCAGACAGCGGUAUGAUGUCAUCGUGGUAGGUGGAGGUCAUGCUGGAACCGAGGCGGCGGCUGCUGCGGCGAGAAUGGGCGCUGAGACGCUCUUGGUCACGCAGAAGAUACAAACAAUCGGUGCGCUGUCCUGUAACCCCUCGCUGGGAGGAGUGGGGAAGGGUCACCUCGUCAGGGAGGUGGACGCUCUGGAUGGGUUGUGUGGACGAGCUGGAGAUUGGGCCGGGAUUCAUUUCUCCAUCUUGAAUCGGAGAAAAGGGCCCGCAGUGUGGGGGCCGAGGGCCCAGCUGGACCGCCAGCGCUACAGGGAAUUCAUUCAGGGUGAAUUGCUGUCCAUCAAAAGGUUGACGGUUCUGGAGGGUUCUGUGGAGGAUUUACUAGUGACAGAGCCAAAUCCAGAUGAGCCUGGCAGCCACAGAGUAACUGGGAUAUGUUUGGAAAAUGUCCUCCACCCAAUCAGCGCCAGCUCAGUGGUUCUCACCACGGGUACCUUCUUGUCGGGAUCCCUUUUCGUGGGCCAAACCACGUCCCCCGGUGGUCGGAUCGGAGACGCUCCAUCGAGUGCUGGACUGUCCCGAACCUUAAAGGAGACGCUGGGGCUCAGAGUGGGCAGGCUCAGAACCGGCACCCCACCUCGGAUCGUGAAAGAGUCUGUGGACUUUUCGCUGGCCAACGUUCACCUCCCUGACAGACAUCCGACCCCGUUCAGUUUUAUGAACACGCACACUCGCUGUAAGCCUGAGGAGCAGCUGCCUUGUCACCUGACCUACACCACUCCUGGUGUGGAGAGGGUGGUGCAAGAGAGUCUUCAUCUCAACUGCCACAUACAGCAAGACACCAAAGGUCCCAGGUACUGCCCUUCCAUUGAAUCGAGGGUUCUGCGCUUUCCGGGCCGGCGUCAUCUAGUGUGGCUGGAGCCUGAAGGCUUGACCUCCGACCUUCUAUACCCACAAGGUCUGUCCAUGACUAUGCCCCCAGAGGUGCAGCUCCGCCUCAUCAGAGAAAUCCCCGCCUUGCGUAGAGCGGAGAUUCACGCUCCUGGUUACGGUGUGCAGUACGACUUUGUCUGUCCGACUCAGCUGAGUUCUGCACUGCAAGUGAAAAGCACUCAAGGGCUCUUUUUAGCCGGUCAGAUAAAUGGAACGACGGGGUACGAGGAGGCUGCCGCCCAGGGCUUGUGGGCUGGGGUGAACGCCGCCCGCCAGGCGCAUUCCAUGCCUCCGGUGUCGCUGUCCCGAACAGAGAGCUACAUCGGCGUUCUCAUAGACGAUCUGGUCAGCAGAGGGGUCACAGAGCCGUACCGCAUGUUCACCAGCAGGGCGGAGUUUCGAACCACCCUGAGACCGGACAACGCCGACCUUCGCCUUACGCCAAAAGGUUAUGAACUGGGAUGUGUGUCGUCUUCACGCUACCAAGAAGCCACGCGAGUGCAGAACAGCCUGCAGGAGGCCAUGACGGCCCUGCAGGCUCUCACUCUGUCCACCAACAGCUGCAGGGAGAAGCUCCCCGACAUCCGUGUGAGCGAGACCAAGAGCACGGUCCUGACUGGGAUGGAGCUGCUGCAGUAUAAGGAAUUAUCUUUUGAAAUGUUGGCAUCUGUCUUCCCGGAGCGUCUUUCGCCGUACUUGGAAUUCUCACAAAGACUCAAGAUAGAAGCUGUGUACAAACCUCACUGUGACAUCAACAAGAAAGAGAUUGAGAGAAUCCAGAGGGAGGAGAACAUGUUUCUGCCGCCGGACAUCGACUAUUUCUCUCUGCCGGUGUCUUUGUCUAAUGAGGCCAGAGAGAUCCUGGACAGAGUUCGACCAACCACUCUGGGCGCUGCUACUCGUCUGGAGGGGAUCACUCCUGCUGCUGUCGUCAAUCUCUACAACUACGUUCAUUUUGCAAAGAAAAAAGGAGUAAAUGGUCAACAGAAAAUGACCAGAUCUAAAUGAAAACCAAAGAGAAGAAGAUCUUUAUGCAAGAGAGCUGAUUCCCCCUCAGAGACUUUGUGUACUUUACUGUAAAAUGAUCAAAACAAUAAAUAGUAGUUUUAAAAAAUAUAUGUAUUUAAUUGUUGUACAUUUUAUGAAACAUUUUCAGUAGAUAAUCUUCAUUAAACGUGUCAUCCUCUGCUGCUACCUGCUGUAAAAUCCGAGUCCUGUUAGCAGCAUGACUGUCAAUAGAAUUAAACUCUUGACUUCUUUCCA